AAAAGUCAGUUUUUAUUCGGAGCUGUUUUUAAAAAUCUUCACCUUCGUGUUUCAUUGAUUUCGCCAGUAAAUAUAUAUAUUUAAUUGAAUGAUGAGCUCAGACGCAGCAUUAUUGUUGGAAGCUGUUCAUUUCGCUGCGUACAAACAUCGGAACCAGAAACGUAAAGACCCAGCCGGAACCCCGUACAUCAAUCAUCCAAUCGGAGUGUCAAGAAUCCUCAGUCAUGAAGGAGGAGUCACAGACAUAGAAGUUUUGCAAGCGGCUUUGCUUCACGACACAGUGGAGGACACGGACACCACCAUCGAAGAGCUGAAAGAGAAGUUUGGGGACGCUGUGGCUGGUAUUGUCCAGGAAGUGACGGAUGACAAAAGAUUGCCAAAGCUGGCAAGGAAGCGUCAGCAGGUGGAGCACGCGCCUCACUGCAGCCCAAAAGCCAAACUGGUGAAACUGGCAGAUAAGCUGUACAACCUCAGGGACCUGAACGGCUGCACACCUGUAGGCUGGUCGGCUGAGCGGAUCCAGGAGUAUUUUGUGUGGGCAGCUGAGGUGGUGAGAGGCCUGAGAGGAACUCACUCGGCUCUGGAGGACAAGCUUCAGGACCUGUUCAAAGAGAGAGGGAUUGAACUGUGA
Messenger RNA from Nematolebias whitei (Rio pearlfish), 631 nucleotides. It is a transcript of the gene hddc3, whose product is annotated as HD domain containing 3. Gene Ontology annotation, molecular function: guanosine-3',5'-bis(diphosphate) 3'-diphosphatase activity. Lineage: Eukaryota; Metazoa; Chordata; Actinopteri; Cyprinodontiformes; Rivulidae. The transcript is spliced from 4 exons. The coding region runs from base 89 to 631 and encodes 180 amino acids. The record is from RefSeq and is a predicted model, not a curated record.